This is a messenger RNA of Linum tenue, 3144 nucleotides long. The record is from the annotation of a GenBank genome assembly. NCBI's taxonomy places the organism in Eukaryota, Viridiplantae, Streptophyta, Magnoliopsida, Malpighiales, Linaceae.
CUGUCAAUUCCUUUUCUUGCAAGCUCUCUUGUUUCACAGUCGCAGAUCGAAUCUGAUCAAAUUCCCAAUCAACCCUCCCUCCCCAAUCUCCUUUCUCCUCGUUCCUCGCAGAUCCUCCCUCCUCUUCCGCCGCUGCGCUGCCGCCCUCGGCGUUUCCUAGUCCUCCCUCUCUUCCGCCAGAAACGUAGAAGGAGGAGGAAAGCUGGUGGAAAGGCGCGAAAAAUGCUGAAAUUCCUCAAGGGAGUGGUGGGUGGAUCUGGGGCGGGGCUCAAGGAUCUCCCUUACAACAUCGGCGAGCCUUACCCUUCCGCCUGGGGCUCUUGGACUCACCAUCGCGGCACCUCCAAGGAUGACGGUUCUCCAGUGUCAAUCUUCUGCCUCUCUGGAAGCAGUGCACAGGAUGGACAUUUAGCAGCUGGUCGUAAUGGGGUUAAGCGUCUUCGAACUGUUAGGCACCCUAACAUUCUAUCCUUUCUUCAUAGUACCGAGCUUGAAACUGUUGAUGGCUCGAUGUCCAGGAUUACUAUAUACAUGGUCACUGAGCCAGUUAUGCCACUUGCUGAGAAGAUCAAGGAACUUGGUCUGGAUGGCACACAAAGGGAUGAGUAUUACGCGUGGGGGCUGAACCAGAUAUCUAAAGCUGUCAGCUUCUUGAAUAAUGAUUGUAAACUUGUUCAUGGUAAUGUUUGCUUGACCAGCGUGGUUGUCACACCGACCUUGGACUGGAAGUUGCAUGCUUUUGAUGUCCUAUCAGAAUUCGACGGGAACAAUGAAAAUGCAAAUGGGCCUAUGCUGCAAUAUGAAUGGAUGAUUGGAGCACAAUACAAACCAAUGGAGUUGGUGAAGUCUGAUUGGGUUGCAAUCAGAAAAUCUCCACCUUGGGCUAUUGAUGCUUGGGGUUUGGGCUGCCUUAUCAAUGAACUCUUUUCUGGUACGAAAUUGGCAAAGACGGAGGACCUACGCAGCACUGCAGCCAUUCCUAAGUCUUUGCUUCAUGAUUAUCAACGACUAUUGAGUUCUAUGCCUUCUCGCAGGAUGAAUGUAUCAAAACUCAUUGAGAAUGGCGAGUACUUCCAGAAUAAAUUGGUGGAUACCAUACAUUUUAUGGAAAUUCUUACCCUGAAAGACAGUGUUGAAAAGGAUACAUUCUUCCGAAAACUUCCUAAUUUAGCAGAGCAGCUCCCACGUCAAAUCGUACUUAAAAAGUUGCUUCCUUUAUUAGCUUCUUCCCUGGAAUUUGGCUCUGCGGCUGCCCCUGCUUUAACUGCAUUGUUGAAGAUGGGCUCCUGGCUUUCGGCUGAAGAAUAUACUCUCAAGGUGUUGCCAACAAUUGUAAAACUUUUUGCCUCCAAUGACCGUGCUAUUCGAGUUAGUCUACUUCAGCACAUUGACCAAUAUGGGGAGUCAUUAACUGCACAAUUAGUUGACGAGCAGGUUUAUCCUCAUGUUGCGACAGGGUUUUCUGACACAUCCGCUUUUCUUCGUGAACUGACUCUUAAAUCCAUGCUUAUCUUGGCUCCUAAGCUUUCUCAUCGAACUAUUUCAGGCUCCCUUUUGAAGUAUCUGUCAAAGUUGCAGGUUGAUGAAGAACCUGCAAUUAGAACAAAUACCACCAUAUUGCUUGGAAAUAUUGCAAGCCACAUGAAUGAAGGGACAAGGAAGAGAGUUCUAAUAAAUGCUUUUACGGUCCGUGCGUUGCGUGACACUUUUUCUCCUGCAAGGGGGGCAGGAGUAAUGGCUCUGUGCGCUACUAGUUCUUAUUAUGAUGCUACCGAAAUAGCAACUCGGAUCCUUCCAAGUGUCGUUGUACUCACUGUUGAUCCUGACAGUGAUGUUCGGGCAAAGUCAUUUCAAGCUGUUGAGCAAUUUUUGCAAAUUGUAAAGCAAUAUCAUGACAAGGCAAGUUCAGGAGAUGAUGAUAUGACCAUUGGAAUGUCAUCUAUUCCAGGAAACGCUGGUUUGCUCGGAUGGGCUAUGAGCUCUUUGACCCUGAAAGGCAAGCCUUCUGAACAAGCAGCUCCACUUGUGCCAGCAAAUUUGGCCGCUCCUCUGACUUCUGCUGCCUCUAAUGCCAGCUCUGUGAUGGAUACACAUAGUACAGUGUCGGAUCGUGCAAUGUCUAGCAUGGAUUUUGCUGAUCAACCAGAGCCUGGGUCACCGACUUCAACUGAUGCUGAUGGUUGGGGGGAAAUCGAAAAUGGAAUUGGCGAAGAUCAUAACGUUGAGAAGGAUGGUUGGGAUGAACUUGAACCACUGGAAGAGCCAAAGCCAUCCCCGGCUCUUGCAAGUAUUCAAGCUGCUCAGAAACGGCCUGUUGUUCAACCAGUGUCACAGGCAAAACAGCCAGCCACAAGUUUGAGACCAAAAACAACGGCGAAGCCACCAAGAGAUGAAGAUGAUGAUUUGUGGGGAUCAAUAGCAGCUCCUGCUCCAAAAAUCGGAUCAAAACCGUUGAAUACUAAACCAAGUGCUUCUUUCGACAACGAUGAUCCAUGGGCUGCCAUCGCUGCACCUGCUCCCACCACGCGGGCAAAACCAUUGUCGCUUGGGAGAGGACGAGGUUCCAAAACUACUGCACCGAAACUAGGCGCGCAGAGGAUAAACCGGACAGGGUCGUCGGGUGGUAUAUAAUUUAGUAACUCGGCAGCAAUCGCGUGAUCGACCCUUAUCGAAUGGUAGUCGUGUACGUCUUUUUUGGUCUCCACCUUAGCGACUGGUCCUGUUAAAAUUACGAAAGUGCUGGUCGCCCGUUACUUUGUAUAAUUUUCUUCGAACAUUUGAGUGGUAACAUCAUUCUUUUUUCUACCCUACAGAUGGUAUACAGGAAAAGUCAAUGCUGUAGAACAAGUGCUUUAAUUGAACAGGGAAGUCUUUCUUGUGUUGUCGUAUAGAACUAGAUGAAGAGUAUGGUCGGCAGUGUUCAGAUAUACCACUUGUAAAACUGAGCUGUGUUUUUCGUGUACUCUUCUGAAGACGGUAAUGGUUUUGAGAGGGUUACAAAUACACAAAAAUGUUUGAGUUGCACUACGGUAGAAAGUAAUCUCAAAUCUACCCGUCUACUAUUGUGAUAAGUAUAUUUGUGUCCCAUACAAAUUAGCAGUUUGUAUGCACAUACAUUUUGAAUUUUUAAAGGUUGUCAACUCG